Molecule: messenger RNA, 646 nt
Organism: Alosa sapidissima (American shad)
Lineage: Eukaryota; Metazoa; Chordata; Actinopteri; Clupeiformes; Clupeidae
Product: histone H1-like
Exons: 1
Coding region: 1-606 (201 amino acids)
Biological process (GO): nucleosome assembly
Cellular component (GO): nucleosome
Molecular function (GO): DNA binding; structural constituent of chromatin
Source: RefSeq, a predicted model, not a curated record
AUGGCAGAAGAUGCUCCAGCCCCCGCAGCGGCCCCAGCAAAGGCCCCCAAGAAGAAAGCGCCCCGACCCAAGAAAACUGGUCCUAGCGUGGGCGAGCUCGUCGUCAAGGCUAUCUCUGCCUCCAAAGAGAAGAAGGGAGUUUCUCUGGCUGCGCUGAAAAAAGCUUUGGCGGCUGGUGGGUACGAUGUGGAAAAGAACAACGCUCGUGUCAAGGUGGCCAUCAAGAGUUUGGUCACCAAGGGAACUCUGGUCCAGACCAAGGGAACUGGUGCCUCCGGCUCCUUCAAGCUGAACAAGGCGGUGGAAAAGAAGCCUGCAAAGAAGGCAGCUCCUAAAGCCAAGAAGCCAGCAGCGAAGAAACCUGCCGCUGCUAAGAAACCUAAGAAGGCAGCAGCUAAGAAGCCGGCGGCCGCUAAAAAGUCUCCGAAGAAAGCAGCCAAGAAGCCCGCCACGCCGAAAAAGGCAACGAAGAGCCCGAAGAAGGCUAAGAAGCCCGCUGCACCCAAGAAGGCAGCAAAGAGCCCCAAGAAAGCAAAGGCAGCGAAACCCAAGGCGGCCAAGCCUAAAGCUGCCAAGCCCAAAAAGGCUGCACCCAAGAAGAAGUGAAUGUUGCGUUUUCAACAAGUUUACAAAACGGCUCUUUUAA